UAACCCAACCAAAGCUACGCAUGGGGACGAUUUUUCUCCGAAGUGGGUGGCGCUCCUUUCACUUUCAGGAAGUACAGCAGUGAGGAAAAAAGUACUUGUUUGUUAUCUGUCAACUUGGUCAAGUCACAGGGAAGUUCGCAGCCAACGGUCUUGUGACCGACUCCGCGGAACAGAGCAAACUAUAUUAGCAGGUCAAACAUGGAGGAGACCGGCGCUGCGAGUGCCUACGGAGCUUCGCUUGCAGGAGGCGGAUUCGACUUUCAGAAGUUUGUCCGACAACCGCAGACAAUCGUUCGGUUUCUGAGUUGGAUCUUUUCCAUCGUGGUGUUUGCCACCGUGACGGCGGAAGGAUACGUCAACUCCCACCAGAGCGCCGACACAAAGUGCAUCUUCAACCAGAACGACUCUGCGUGUCAUUACGCCGUGGGUAUCGGGGUCAUCGCCUUCAUGGCCUGCGUGGGGUUCGCCAUGGUGGACGCGUACCUGCCUCUGAUGAGCAGCGCCCAGGAGAGGAAGUACUCCGUCAUGGCCGACCUGGCCUUCUCAGGGGCGUGGACCUUCCUGUGGUUUGUGUGUUUCUGCCUGCUGGCGAGCCAAUGGGGUCGCACGGAUAACAUGAGUGGAAUCCCCCAGGAUGCGGCCCGCGCCACCAUAGCCUUCUCCUUCUUCUCUAUCGCCACCUGGGCGAUCCUGACCUACUUUGCUCUGGGUCGGUACCGCCAGGGCGUGGACACCCUCGCCCAGAACUACGCCAACGCCCCCCCGGACCAGAUCACCCCCUACCCCCCCACCUACGCCCCCACCACCUACGCCCCCACCACCUACGACCCCAGCACCUACGCCCCCACCACCUACUCCGCUUACCCCACCAGCGGCCCGGACGACUACCAGAAGCCCCCCUUCGCCCCCCAGAGCCAGCCCCAGGGAGACAUGGGGUACCAGCCCCCGAACUACUGAGCCUUGUCGGGGGGGAGAGAGGGGGUGGAGAGGGGUGGAGCACAGAAGGAGCCCCAGGGUUUUGCGGUAACGCGAAAAUGCGUCCUUGUUCCCUGCCUUGUUUGAGGUCAUACCUGAUUGUAAGGUGAUUGGAUGGGUGAAAGCGAGCAGCGUUCUAUUGGGACGAUCACUAGUCUUUGAUUAUCUGAUCAGGGAUUUCUCAAAAGUAAGAGAGAGGGGGGGAUGGAGGCGUUUGAGUAGGGCAGGGGGAGGGGCUAGGGGAAUGUUUGGUUAUAUGUUGGUGGUGAUCAGAGGUCACAUGGGUGGGACAAUGAAGAUCAGCCAAUGAAAAUGCUCUGGGAAGUGUUCUAUACCUUUUUCUUUUCUGUGUUCAGAACUCAGAAGCCAAUACCUGCAUUCCGGAAGAGGAAUGCGUAUCUGUACAUACGCCAACCGCUAUUUUUUUGAAUUUUGAAUGGCUGUGUGUGUGUUUUAUUUUUAUUUUUUUAAGGUUGUUUUUUUAUUUUGGUUUAAUUUUUUUGGGCACUUCUGUAGACAACUUACAAGCACAAUAUUUGAUUAAAUGUCCCAAAAAUAUGUUUAUUUAAUUCGAUUUCACCAAAUCACUUUAGUGGGAAACUACUGAAUGCAAUUGGGAAAAUACCAACUGCGCAAUUAAACUCAAUGUGUCUCUUUUACCCUGUGACACCUGCCAGGCUGUUUGUCCCUCAUCAGCAGCCGUAGUUACCAUAAAGACUGUGUUGUUGUAUGUAAACAACUCGCUCUGAAAGCCAGACUCAACCACACGGUUGACACGGAAACGGACAAACUGACAGUUGAAGAGGGGAGGCCUAGCCUGUCUUAGUUUGAAUACUGAGAAUCAAACACCAUUUGCCUUGAAUGAGGUAACAUCUGAUCUAGCGUAACUGAAUAGGUAAAAGCAUUCUGUCUUCCUCCCAGCUCAGGAGGAUCCCGUUGUGUUAGAUCAGUUGUUAUUUCUGUCGAGGAGGAGUGGAAGGAAGGUUGUGUUUUUCUAAGACUUUCAAAUGGGACACAACAGAAGAGCCUCGCUUGAACUCCGCAGGAAACAGCUUAACCUUGUUGUGACUGUGGUUAAACCCUCCAGCAGCUACGACAGCCUGGGUCCUAGAGCCCACCAGUUUACUCUUCCCCCAGACAAAAACAACUAGUAACUGGG
This is a messenger RNA of Osmerus eperlanus (European smelt), 2134 nucleotides long. It is a transcript of the gene syngr2b, whose product is annotated as synaptogyrin 2b. The transcript is spliced from 4 exons. The record is from RefSeq and is a predicted model, not a curated record. NCBI's taxonomy places the organism in Eukaryota, Metazoa, Chordata, Actinopteri, Osmeriformes, Osmeridae. The coding region runs from base 199 to 957 and encodes 252 amino acids. Gene Ontology annotation, cellular component: neuromuscular junction; synaptic vesicle membrane.